CCGGAGGAAACCACUCAGUUUUACCUUACCACUUGAGAGGACCGGAGUUUGGCGAAGAUUUAGUGUGCUAAUCAGUGUGCGACUUAGAGUUUCAUGAAAAUUUUAUCUGAGAAGUCAACCAUCAGGAUCGAAAUGUGAUCACCAAAACGGAACAGUUUUGUUUCGAAAAAAAACAUCAAAAUCCCUUCCACUCGAGCUAACUCCGUCAGUGAGCAAUAGACUGUCGCCAGUGAAAGACGAGAUACAAUUCGACGAACAUAGUGAGGCGAUAAAAUGACAUCGGAAAAGGCAUCAUUGCACCUCGCGGUUACGACAGUUGCACUAAUCAUUGUGGUACUUUGCGGUGAAAUAAAAGCUACCACAGGAUCUACGAUACAACCGGAUGGAGAAACGAGCGGCGAACUAGCAGAGCCCAGAACAUUCGGCCGGAUACGAAUAUUGAAGAACUUCGUACUCCCAAUAUUGCUCCUAUUGGGGGGCAUAAAAAUGUUGCUGAUGUUCCUUGUAGCCGUUAGUUUGAAAACCCUCUUCGUCGGAAUGUCUAUUCUGAUUAUCCAUAUUAGCUUCGGAUUGGCGAAGGUUAUCAACUUUUUCAAAAUGCAUACCCCAGAGCACAAAGGCUGGGCGUUCCCGGAGAAAGCCAUCAACAUCCACGUUCAUACGGAUCCGGGUCAUCAUGUUGCGCUGGAAGGGCCUCCGGACAUCCAUAGUAGCGUAGCACCCUUGCAUCCGUAUGCGAGGAACGAUAUAGUAGCACCAAUCCAUGGUGCGGCAUCCACAUCCCAUCCAUAUCCGCAGAUGUAUAUACCAGGACUAAGGAAUGGCAACCCACCAUAUCCGCAUUGGAGUCAAAUGGCACGAAAACGAUAGCAGGAAUCAAACAGUUUCUUGAAAUUCUCAUAAAAUGCCAAAAAAAAAUCUGGGAGGAAUAAGGGUCAACAGCAUGAAUUAAUCAUAAGCUAACUUAUUUAUUUAUUUAUUUAUUUAUGUGUUCUUGUACAGAAGAAUUCCGAAAGAUGAAUUCGAAAUUAUUAGGCUAUCUCAAUAGAUUUCCUUAAUAGCUCCAGCUGAAAAUAAAUUGUUCAUUGUUAGGAACAUUCUUUAGUAUUAAGUUACUCGUAAUCAAAACAAAAAGCUGGGAAAUUACGUGGCUCGUGCAUGAGUCAAAACAUCUUGCGCGGACAUCCUCGGAAGAUAGAGUGAAAAUAAAAUAAAAGAUGACGAAUCACAGUGUCUUUUUACAUAUAUUCAUUCAUUUACAUAACCGAGCCCUCAUCUGGGCAACUGUUGAAAAAGUCAUCCAAACUUAAUUAAAUGCUCGAGGUUUGUUUGACAGUUCGCUCGUGAGUGUUUGGGUGCAUCUAAUGGGCCAUAAACGUUAGAUAAUUAUACGUUGAUCGUCGUGGAUAAAAACACACGCUUAUAUAAUUCGGCACUGUGCAACUAGGUAAAAAUACUUAUGGCCCUACAAAAUACUUUCGCUAUUUAUUACUAGGCACGAGGAGAACCCUAAAGUAGGAUAAAACUCCAACGCAAAUGGAUUUUUUAUUAAUUAUUUUGAAUUUGAAAAAACAUUCACGUGUUUUUUCUCAAAUUUUUCAUUGGAUAGAUAUUAAUGAUC
This is a messenger RNA of Toxorhynchites rutilus septentrionalis, 1621 nucleotides long. RefSeq lists its product as uncharacterized. The transcript is spliced from 3 exons. The record is from RefSeq and is a predicted model, not a curated record. Bases 274 to 870 code for a protein of 198 amino acids. Lineage: Eukaryota; Metazoa; Arthropoda; Insecta; Diptera; Culicidae.